AUGGGUUUCGGAAUUCUCUUCAUCACUUCUUCGUAUGGAAUUAUACUUCCGGCUUUUGUGGGUUCCGGAAUUCUCUUCAUCGCUUCUUCGUAUGGAACUAUGCUUUCGGCUUUUGUGGGUUUCGGAAUUCUCUUCAUCGCUUCUUCGUAUGAAAUUAUACUUCCGGCUUUUGUGGGUUCCGGAAUUCUCUUCGUCGCUUCGUAUGGAACUAUGCUUCCGGCUUUUGUGA
Dentiscutata heterogama is the source of this 229-nucleotide messenger RNA. Lineage: Eukaryota; Fungi; Glomeromycota; Glomeromycetes; Diversisporales; Gigasporaceae. The record is from the annotation of a GenBank genome assembly.